Pantherophis guttatus is the source of this 5188-nucleotide messenger RNA. RefSeq names its product pantetheinase-like. The record is from RefSeq and is a predicted model, not a curated record. Gene Ontology annotation, biological process: pantothenate metabolic process. Gene Ontology annotation, molecular function: pantetheine hydrolase activity. Lineage: Eukaryota; Metazoa; Chordata; Lepidosauria; Squamata; Colubridae.
AGAAGCAGAAGUUGCAAAAGAAAGCCGUCUAUAAGGACAUGGCAUUGGCCUCCUCUUCAUCUUUACAGCUUGCUUUUAUUUUUAUACUUCUGGCGGGGCUCAGGACUUUAGCCUUGGACAAAUACACCGCAGCAGUAUACGAACAUGCAGUCAUACAGCCAGAAGUAACAGGAAAGCCUGUUUCCCCUGAAGAGGCCUUAAAAUUGAUGAACCAAAACAUGGACAUCUUAGAAGAUGCCAUCCAAAAAGCAGCAAAGCAGGGAGCACAUAUCAUUGUGACUCCAGAAGAUGCCAUAUAUGGAUUUAACUUCACCAGAGAGACCAUUUAUCCUUACCUUGAGGACAUUCCAGACCCACAGGUCAACUGGAUUCCAUGUACCGAUCCUGAAAGAUUUGGAUCUACUCCAGUCCAAAAAAGACUAAGCUGUCUGGCCAGGAGCAAUUCGAUCUAUGUGGUUGCCAAUAUGGGUGAUAAGAAGAAUUGCCAUUAUAUAGACCCAAAGUGCCCCCGUGAUGGCCGCUAUCAAUACAACACAAAUGUUGUCUUUGAUUCAGAGGGAAAGCUGGUGGCACGAUACCACAAGUUUAACCUGUUUAAGGUGGAACGUCAAUUUGAUUUCCCUAAAGAGCCUGAACUUGCAACCUUCGAUACUGCCUUUGGAAAAUUUGGCCUCUUCACUUGCUUUGAUAUUCUCUUCCAUGAUCCCGCUGUAACCCUCGUAACCCAGCUCUCUGUGGACACCAUGCUUUUCCCGACAGCCUGGAUGAACGUCCUCCCACAUUUAACUGCUAUCGAAUUCCAUUCAGCUUGGGCCAUGGGCAUGCGUGCCAAUGUUCUGGCAGCUAAUACUCAUAAUCCCAUGUUCAAUAUGACAGGCAGUGGUAUCUACACACCAUCCGGAUCAGAAGCCUAUCAUUAUGAUGCAGAAUCGAUGAAUGGGCAUCUUUUGGUUGCAGAAAUCUAUUCCCAUCCUUCUCAUUUUCCCACCCCUCUUCCUCCUGUUAACUGGAGCUCAUAUGCCACAACUGUUGAAGGGUUUCCUGAGAACCAUACUUUCUCCGGAUUUAUUUUCCAUGAUGACUUCACCUUAUCUACCCUUGGAAAAAAAGCUGACAAUCUUACAGUGUGCCAGAAAAGUCUCUGCUGCCAUUUAAACUACAGGAUGAUGGAACAACAAGAAGAUGAACUUUAUGUGCUAGGAGCAUUCGAUGGUCUUCAUGAGGUUGAGGGACAAUAUUACUUACAGAUCUGCACAUUGCUGAAGUGCGGAAGUACGAACCUUCAGAGCUGUGGCCAGGCAACCACGACUGCUGAAUCCUAUUUUGACUUCUAUUCUCUCAGUGGCACAUUUGGCACAAACUACGUCUUCCCAGAGGUUUUACUCAGUGGGAUUCGUUUGGCUCCUGGAUUGUUUCAGGUUUUGAAAGAUGGACAACUGGUCAGUCAAAACGAUAUCCCUCAGUCCGUUUUAACUGUGACACUUUUUGGAAGAUGGUAUGAGAAGGAUCCUCCACACAUUCAGAAUAAGGUUGAAUCCACUAUUCAACAACUCAGUUGCUUGAUUCUUUUACUGUUUCAGUCUGUUCUGGGGAUUAUUUAGCAAGAAUCAGUCCUCUAAUCAGAAGGAACCAGAAAACCAGACUUCAGUUUCUUUGUAGUCAAGAAUGACAAAAACUCAAACUGCUAUAACACUGUUUAUUUGUCAUUAAUUUUCAACCAGGAAGCCAGCUGGGUUGAAUUAUUGAGCCUGUCUGAGAUUGUAAUAUGAAUUAUGCCAACUUUUUGAUUGAAAAUUAUAAUCCGUGAUAGUCAAAACCCACAUAGUAGACUGUAGCCUUCUCCCGACCCAUUGUCAGGUGCUCUUUAUUUGAGGCUGUUUUAAAAAUAAGGUGUCCUAGAGAAGAGAGAAUUUUUAUAUUUGUAAGAGUCAAAAAUGUGUAAUUUCAAGUAAGGCAAUCAAUUGGGUUCUCAGAUAUUGAGAAGAAUUUCUAAACUGACAUCAGUAAUACUUUCUGUUAUAUGAUAAUUAAUAUGGCUAUGCAGAAAACGAAACUAAAUAUGAAUGAAAAGGUAUGGUGAAACUAUGCCGAAGAAAAAAUGCCUAUAGAAUAUAAGUGUUAACUAAGAGAUCAUGCAAACUUCAGAUUGAGCAAAAGAGAGAGCAAGAGAAAGAAGGAGGGAGGGAGGGAGAGAAAGAGAGAGAUUCUUAGAAAAUGAAGGAUCAGCAAAAAAUGGAGAGUGAUAAGUUAGAAUGCAUGCAUUCUGCAAACAAAUACUUUUACUUAUGGGCAAAAUAAUUCAUAAAAUCUAAUGAAAUGGGAGAAAAAAUAUUCCAGCAUUUGAAUUACCAAGAAUUUUUUUGGUAAUAACAAAAGGCAGGAUAUGGCAAAGAAGCAAAAAUGUUAUUGUAGCCUUACUGAACUGUUCUUUAGACUCAGGUCCAAGUUACAGAGGUUCUCCGUGUGUGUGGUGUGUGUGCAUGUGCACACAUUUUGUGCAUGUAUGCAUCCCUCGAGAAUUCAGAAGAUGUAAAUUGAUGCUUCCUGUUUGGAAAAUGGGAGUCAUUCUUGACUAACAAAUAAAAAUUCCAUCACAUGGGGAAAUUUAGAUAUGUAGCUUUACUUUCGUAUUACAGUGUGCAGUGUCAGUGAUAAGUAACAAUCUUAGAUUUGGAAAUCAAUGGUAUGUCCAUUUUAUAUGCUAAGACAGAUCAUUGAUGUGACUGAGGGAGCUGAACUUUGAAAUCCAGUCUGAUAUUGAUCUGAUUGAAGUUGCUGUCCUUGUCUGCCUGUAUUUUAAAUAUUGGCCUUAAGGCUGGUUAAGGAGUGUUCCUUAACCAGCUAUCAUAUGCUGGGCAUUGCUAUAAACCAUCCUUUCUGGUGAAAUGUAAAUUUUGUUACUACCGGUUCUGUGGGUGUGGCUUGGUGGUGGGGGUGUAAUAUGACUGAGUAGGCGUGGCCAACUUUUUUUUUUACUUUUAAAACCAUUUUUCUACAACCUCUUCAGCUUAAAAAAUUGCUUUUAAAGCUUCUGACGAUCGCAGCUGACUUGCCUGAUCGGCAGAGGCUUUGUUUUUACUUUUAAAAGCAUUUUUUCUAUAACCUCUUCGGCCGAAGAGGUUGUAGAAAAAAUGCUUUUAAAAAUAAAAUAAAAAAAGCCUCUGAUGAUUGCACGGCUCAGCUGGGCAAUGGGGUGGGGCAGGGAUUUUUGCUACCGGUUCUCCGAACCACCCGCUUCCAUCGCUACCGGAUCGGGCUAUCUGGUCCAAACCGGGAGCAUUUCACCCCUGCUUCCCUAACAUUAUCCUUACAGGAUACUUGUUAGUCCAACACCUUUGGGAGGAUGCCAGGAUAGGGAGGACCAAAGAAAUCUUUCCUUUGCGAUUUGACAGAAGAAUGCUGUGUUGUUACAGUCAACAUUGUUUUAAAAUGGAUUGACUACACACAUACAGACCAGUGGUGAAAUGUAAAAUUUGUUACUACUGGUUCUGUGGGCGUGGCUUGGUGGUGGUGAGGUAAUGUGACUGGGUGGGCGUGGCCAACUUUUUUUUUUACUUUUAAAAGCAUUUUUUUUCUACAACCUCUUCAGCCGAAGAGGUUGCAGAAAAAAAUGCUUUUAAAAGCCUCUGACGAUCCCAGCUGAGCCGUGCGAUCAUCAGAGACUUUUUUUUUCUUUUAAAAGCAUUUUUUCGGCCGAAGAGGUUGUAGAAAAAAUGCUUUUAAAAGUAAAAAAAAAAGCCUCUGAUGAUUGUGUGGCUCAGCUGGGCAUGGGGGGUAGGCAGGGAUUUUUGCUACCGGUUCUCCGAACCACCCGCCACCAUCGCUACUGGAUCAGGCGAUCCAGUCCGAACCAGGAGCAUUUCACCUCUGAUACAGACACACAAUUGUUAUGCAAGAAGAAGAGGCAGGAAACCUAAUUUCUUGAACACUGUUAAAACCUUAAAGGCUAACAAAUCAAUUAAACCUGUCAAUGCUAAGUAUGAACAUUAUCCUUAAAGAAACUUGGUGAAAAGUGUUCCUGGCUUUGAAACAUGAAAUAAUUUGCUAUAGUCCUGACCAAAAGAAAUCCCUUUCUUUUUGCCAGUAUGCCUGCAUAGCAACCUUCGGAUGUUGCCAGGAUAAACAAGAAGCACCUGUCCACAGUGCUCUGUUCCUUAGAAAAGCAGUGCUUUCAAAACCAUGCAUAAUAGCCUUUAACUGAUAAGCUGACAAAUCAAAGCAAAUUCAAAAAAUAUUAACAUUGCAAAAGGUAAUUAACUCUGUAUUAACCUGGAAAGAUGUCCACGUUCAGAAUAACAUAAUGGCAACUGAUUGCUUUCGAUAUUGCGAUUCAGUGUAUUCUUGUAUGUGUGUAACUAUUGUUAAACGUAAUAGAGCUUAUUUCUGAGUAGCACCAUUAAUGAUUGUAUUAAACAGCUUGCUACACAAGGAGACAUCUCAUUGCAAUGGGACUUGCCUUCCUACAACAGUGGUUUUCUUCCACACCUACCUCCAGAUUCAAAGGAAUCCAUUCUACUGAUUGAUACUAUACUAUUGGUAGACUGAAAUUGCUGGGUACAUUUUUCUGUUUGUAGAAUUGAAUCAUAAAACUGCUCAAUUCUACAGCACUGUAUGAAAGGAGACAAACUGGUUAUAUGUAAAUCUCUGUCUGCAAACUGCUUUUAAAAUGGCUAUUUUUGGAAACAUCAGUGCAGGUGUUGAGCAAAACCAUUGCCCGAUUUACCAAUGAAAUACUAACUACUGUAUUUUUUGGUCCAUAAGACGCUCCGGACUCUAAGAUGCACAUAGCUUUGGGGGAGGAAAACCAGAAAAAAAAAAUCUGCCUCUGCCUCCCAGCAUCUAUCGAUAUUUAUCUGGCUAGCGUCCUUGCAGCAAGUAGCAAACAGCCUGGUCAGCUUCAGCUUGUUAUUGCAGUCUGAUUUAGCAUGAGCAGCUGAUUGGUGGUUGGAUCAGCCUCCCAGAAUACUGUCCAUCAGCUGUUCCAGGCUGCGGGGAUCAUUGCCGCAAUUGCCGCCGUCGCCUAUCGUCGCCUCUAUGCAUUCCAUUUUUGGCCUCCGCACACCCCGUUUUCGGCCUCCAUGCAUGCAUCCUGUUUUUGGCCGUUCCAGGUGGCGGGGAUCAGUGCCGCCAAAUAUUGGGGUACACAGAGGCCGAAAAUGGGAUGUGCGGAGGCUGAAAAUGGCCAAAG